Messenger RNA from Anopheles coustani, 1160 nucleotides. Its product is annotated as PE-PGRS family protein PE_PGRS17. The record is from RefSeq and is a predicted model, not a curated record. Lineage: Eukaryota; Metazoa; Arthropoda; Insecta; Diptera; Culicidae. The transcript has 7 exons. Bases 33 to 1076 code for a protein of 347 amino acids.
AAUCAAAUCAUAAGAACGAACACUAGGCGCAAAUGAUGAAAGGAUUCGUAGCCGUUGCUUUGCUGAUCCUCGCGAUCGUACAGUGCAUCCAAGCUGUUCCAGUUCCCCAAUUGCUUACAUUCCGCGAUGGAAAGUUCGGCGUCAACUUCGGCGGCUACCACGCUGAGGCCGGUCUAGGAGGGCUGCUCACCGGAAACAGUGCCCACGGAGGACUGUCCGCUUCCGCCGGAACACCGCACGGCCAACAGGCGGGAGCCGGCAUCGGUGGACUGCUCGGCGGCAACGAACGCACCGCUGGAGGCGCGUACGCCGGAGCGACGGCAGGGCACGGCGUUGGCGCUAGUGCCGCCAUCGGUGGAGGUCUCGAUGGGGCCGGCGGUGCCGGAGGAGCUGGCGCCGAAUCGCACGCUGGAGGAGUGAGCAAGAAGGUUGUCAAACUGGGCCAAACGAACCAUGGAGCCCCACCCACAGAGGUUGUCAUUUCGAAGGAGUAUGGCGGCAACCAGCACCAAGGUAAUUUCGAACGAAUCGAUCACGUGAAGGAAGUGCACACGGAACUGACGGUCCCGGAACCCCAUCCAGCCCCGGCACCUGCUCCUGCACACGGUUUCCGUAAGACCGUGUACAAGAAGAAAGUGAUCGGACAUCCCCACAAGAUCGCCGUCGUUGAAACGUCAGCUCAUCACGAUGGACCGCAACCUCCGCUCGACAUCAGUCGUUUCUUCGACUUCCAGGCGUUCACCAAUCUGGGUGCACAAUUUGCGCACCCCGCGCCGCCACCACCGCCACCACCACCGGUUGUACACAAGACAUUUGUGAAACAGACUUCCUACGAGCCCAUACACAGACCUACGUUUGAGAAAGAGGUUCACACCCGAUAUGACUCGUCGAACGGACACAGCGCAGGUGGGUCUUCGACAAGCACCCACGUGGUCGCCAGCUCGACCCACAACUCCAACUUCUGGAACGAUAUCUUCAACAUUCCGAUCUCCACGCUGUCGGCCGUUAAUCAGUUCCUGAACAACAAAGCCGGUAGCGGAAGUCUUCAAGUCCAGAAGCACGUGGAAGUUCACUAGAUGCGGAUAUGUUUUAUGCCGUAUAAUGUAAAACACAUUGAAACUAUUUAACGUGCACGUAAAAAUACAUAUUUUCAUAAUAAA